CUAUCGUUAAACAUUUAUUAUGUUUGAGUAAAUAACUAACGGAAAUCGUUUCACGUGGAUUGAUAUAGAAACUCGAUACGUCAUGUGAUCUGGUGCGAUUAUCAUCAUCGCCACUCGUUUAGACCGAGUCCGUUCGUGUCGUGUCGAAGAGAAAAAUCAAACACUCGUCGUCUGUUUUAUGUGUGCACACAUAUUGUAACAUUUUUUUCGUUUUGUUUCACGUUGUUUUAUUUUCUAUAUAUUUUUUUUUGUUUUUUUCGUUUCACGAAGAAUUACGGUGCGACGGUCUGAAAAUUCUGCUCGUCUCAUCAGUAUAGACUCGGUAAGCAAUGUAAACGACACACGCAUAUAUUAUUCAGCGAAUGCGAAACGUGCGGUAUGACAAAUGAAAAAAAAGUUUUCAUCGAAUCAGAAAAUAAAAAAUUGAAUCAAAAAAAAUAUACAAAGAAUCGCUCGUGCCUUGUGUGCAAGUUUCACAGGGAUAUACGAUCAGUUAUCGAACACGAUACCGUAAAAAAGACGAAGUAAAUUAUGAAUAAAUAUCCGCACCGUGGGUGUUAAAAAAAUGACGAAACGAGGGUACCCUGCAUACAUGCCAUUGGAAGUGAUCUAUUGUACUCCACGAUUCACGUAUAGUUAUGGAGGAUAGUACGAGCGUGAAGUCGAUGGAAUCAGUGACAACAAGCGACGAGUAUGAAUUUGUGAACGAAAAAGGUACAAUUAAACAACAGCAAACAAUAGAGCCGCCUACUCUUAACAUUGCCAACAACGGCAACUUAGAAGACCUACAAAAUAACCUGCGGGAGGUGCUUACAGAGGACUCUAAAAUGGAGAAUGAAGUUCAAAUUACACCUUUAACGGUCAGGCAACAAAAUGAUGAGAAAAUUAAAUAUGUUGGGCAUAGUAAAUUUUACGAAACUACUCCAAACAUGGUAGCUCCAGAAAAACAAGAUCCCAUGAAGCCAGAUGAUUAUGUCGAAGAAGAAGUUUUUCCAGUAUCAAACGUCCAACAGGAGUGCACGAUGUUUAAUGGUGUUACUUACCUGGGUUCUGCUGCUAUCAAUGCACCUAAAUCUGAGGGAGAAAUUCAAAGGAAUAUGGCAAUAUUAUAUGCUGAGCAAGCACCCAAUUUGGCAAUAAAAGUGUCCAUCUCUAUACCGAGUUGUUCACAAGGCAGCGUUGUCCUAUAUGAUGCUGCUACACAACAAGCAAUGGUCCACUAUGAAGUCCAGCGUAUAUUAUUUUAUGCACGUGGUGAGGCCACUGGCUUAUGUGCAGCGUGUUUUGCUUUUACGUGGUCUCAUGGUGAUACCUUAGAAUCCGCUAUUUUCCAGUGCCACGUCUUCCGUUGCGAUAUACCAGAAGCUGUUGGUCAAGUAUCUGCAUGUUUUGCUAAAGCAUUUCAAAGAAUCCCUCGUUCAAUGACAAGUUCAUUGACAGGCAGUGACUUCAAUGGAUUCAAUGCUGGUAGUGAAAAGAGCAAUUCUCGUGUCUUCAUUUUCGAAGUCACAAUGGAAGUGAAAGAAGAGGAUGGCAAAGGAGGAUUUAGCACGGUGCCAAAGGAUAGGAAUUGCUUCAAAUUCAGAUGCAAUGUAGCUAAGCAAGUUUGUUUCAGCAUCCAGCAAGUCUCAAGCAAAGAAGGAGGAAUUACUCUUGAAGUUGAAAGGUGUUUUGGAGUACUAGUCAGUCCUGGUCGUAACGUAAAGCACAGUGACAUGCGUUUGCUGGAAAUGCAGGCCAACAUGGGUCCUAUUGGACAUGAUAAACAGUGCUAUAAUAUCUAUGGUCUUUGGGAUCCAGAAGAUCCAGCAUUACAAAGUUUAAAUGUUGAAAUACCAAAGGAGGGUGAAAUUUUCAUGACAGUUGCUGUUGAUCUUGUAAUUCGGGGGAUACGAGAACCGGUGCGUUUCGUAAUUGAAACACCUGUAAAAAUUUAUCCACAAAAUGAGAGAUUCUGGUACUUUAAUAAGCGAAAUUUGGUACAACAGUUUUUUCUCAAUUCAAAAGAGAUUAUACCUGCUGAUGGAUCUGAUGUACAUUACGAAGUUCAAAGUAUAGAAACGUCCGGAGAGUUGGACAGAAAUCGUUUGAAUCUAGCUUUAAACUUAGCAUCUUUAAUCCGCUCACCGUCUAUCACAAGCAUAGACACUUUGACUCCUAAAGAAGAAAUCGAUUCAGAUGGGGAUGAACCAAUGUUGAGUGGUACAGGUGAAGUAUCUAAAGAUUGUUCUGCUGAUGAGCUGGCGAAUUGGGCAGAGGUUUUAGACACGUGGCAAGUAAACGAGCAACGGCCUAAGCUUCUGAUAAAACUAACUAAGUUGGGAAUCCCCGAAGCACUCAGAGCAGAGGUCUGGCAAAGAUUGAGCAAUUGUGACAACUCGCAGGAGAUGAUGGACAAGUAUCGAAUGUUGAUCACGAAAGAAAGCAGCUGUGAGGGUGUCAUAUUACGAGACAUUAAUAGAACAUUCCCAGCUCAUGAUUUCUUUAAGGAAACGGGUGGUUUGGGACAAGACUCACUUUAUAGAAUAAGCAAAGCAUAUGCGGUUCACGACAAAGAAGUCGGAUACUGCCAAGGUCUCAGUUUUCUCGUUGCCAGUUUACUAUUGCAUAUGCCAGAGGAACAAGCCUUUUGUGUCUUGGUUAAGUUGAUGUACGACUACGGCCUUCGAGAUUUAUAUAAGGAUAGAUUUGACAAUCUUCACAUGCGGUUCUACCAGUUAAAUCGACUUAUGGAGGAUCAAUUGCCGGAACUUUAUAAACACUUCUGUGAUCGUGGUGUGGAGACUCAUAUGUUCGCAGCCCAGUGGUUUCUAACACUAUUCACAGCUAGAUUUCCGUUGUAUCUAGUCUUUCACAUUUUGGAUGUGUUUUUGCUCCAAGGUUUAGACACUUUGUUCCAAGUGGCUCUUGCACUCUUAAUGCUGUGCAAAAAAGAGUUGCUGCAAUUAGACUUUGAAAGUAUAUUAAAAUUCUUCAGAGUUCACUUGCCAAAGCGUUGUCGCAACGAAGAAGUUUCACGAUACGUUAUGAAACUAGCUUGUUCGGUGACAUUGAAGAAGCUGAAGAAAUAUGAAGCAGAAUUCAUGACACUCAAAGAAGCACAAGAAAAUGCAGAUGAAUACAGUAAUGAAGUCGAGCAAUUGCGAGGAACUGUGGCGAGAAGUGAAGAAGAAAAGCAACGACUUGAAACUGAACUGGGACAGGUGAAGGAAAUGCUACAAAGAGAGGUAGCUAAAGCUUGCACGGAAAGUCGUCGAAGUGGUGUAAUUAUUGCUGAAUACAAACAGAUUUGUCAACGAUUGGAAGAAGAUCACAAUGCUGCAAAAUUGGCUUUAAAUGAGUUACAUUCCAAGGUAUCUAAGUGUGAGCAGUGUAGUAGCAGCAUCGCACAACCUCUCAAAAUUCUACCAGAUUCCUCAAAUCACUUGGAGAAUCGUAUCGAUCCAAUGUUAUACAGAGCUCAGGAGAGAGUACGUGAGCUUGAAUUGGAAUUAGCGCAGACGAAGCUAGCUCAGGUUGAGGCUGAAUGUAGAAAUCAGGAUCUGACACAUCAACUGCAUGCUGCAGCUUCAGAGCUUCAAGCUGCGAGAAACAGUUGGCCAUGGCUGAGUAAAACUUUGUCUAGCAUAAAAGAAGCAGCUAAUAAACGAGAAGCAGUCGCUCCAGGAAUUUUAAGGCGCGACAGUGCGCCGGGAGGUGAUAUACGACACACGAUACAUUCUCAAAGUCGUGACAAUCUUAAAGAAGUUGUGUGAAUCGCAUAUGACCGGAAGGAGUUCCAAGUCCAGAAACAAAAUGCUGUGCAAAGCACAUGUGGCUAGAACUCUGUAUAUCAAAGUAGUUAACUGAUAAGCUAACUAAAAAUAUAUAAUAUGUACACAUGCAGGAUUCCACAUGAUACGUUAUAAAUCAACACAAAGACAUUAUUGCUAGGGAAAGUUAUAAGUUAUAAUAAUGAAACCAAUCAUUUUUCAUUAAUACGCUACCAUUAGGUUGAUUCUAAAAAACAAUUCAAUAUAUAUUGUUCCGGGAAAUCAAUCAUCUUGUAGUUGCCAUAGUAGAUUAUUAAUUUGUGAAUAAGUAAUCUCAAUUACUCAUUUUUGUUACUAAAUUUAUCAUUUUGCACAUUUAAAAUAUAUUCUCAUAAGAAAUGUAACACAUAGAAAACAUCCAAGACAUUAGGGAGUAGCGUUAUACGUGUUUUAUAACAAAAAACAAAACAAAAAAAUUAGUUUCAACAUUCUUGACUGUAUCUAACAAAAAAAUAAUUCCUUGUGUACAACCUAUGAACUGAUAAGAAAUAACACUCAUAUCCAGGAAUUAUUUCUGAUACUUCUGUGGUAAAAAUACAUCCACUAUUCUGAGGGAAUAUUACGAGAUGGUUCUUCAUUUGGUAUGGACAUGCAUAGGUGUAAACAAGAGCAACCCAUGAAAACGCUAAUUUAAGUUUCAGAUAUCAAUCUACGUUUCUCAAUAUUUAAUUAUCGGCGUUAUAUAAGGGCCUUUUUUAUGCAUUAUUUUUUACAAUGUAUCAAAUACGUCAUGACAAAAUAUUUCAACCACGUGAUUCCUAGUACAGCUUACAAUUAGUGAGGAAACACUUUCUCCCCAAUAUUGAAUUACUAAAUAUAUUCUAUGCAAAUCGCACCUUUUCUUUAAAUCUAGCUAAAGUAGAUUUGGUCAUUUCUUUAUUUUUUGUACUGUCAUACAUAGAAAAAAAAUUUUAUGUUUUAAGUUGUGCUUUCAAUUUUUUAUUCAAUUAAGAAACGAAGCAAACAAGUGGCGAGAUGAGACGCGGAUGAUUUAGACAGUAUUUCUUGAGAUGGAGUUGUUUGAUAGGGACUUAAAAAAAUAUUUUGAAAAACCAGUUCUAACUAUAUCAUUGAUUUUCAUUAGUUCUAACGAGUUUUGUAGAGGUGGUCGUAUUUACAAAGAAAGAAGAAAAUUGAUAUUAGAAUCAUCUGCAAUCGCUAAUUGAGAUUGGUUGAUGUGCAGAAUUGGAGAGAUUAUCGUGUACUUAUGUAUGAUAGACAAUGCGUUACAGUAGGGUUUGAAAAGUGCGAUUGCAUCUCUGGGACUGGAUAGAAAUGGAAAAUUGAUCUGAAUACCUUGUUUAAUGAUUCCAGUUCACAUUGCUUGGUUAUUAAAUAUUCUGUAGCAUUUUUCUGUAAAGCUUAACGUGUUUCAUACAGUGAGAAUUUUCUUUGAAAAUGUACACGUGGCACACACACAGACACACCGAUAUGAUCAUUCAACCGAUAGCAUUAUGAGUCACUUGAACCAAUUACAACUCAGACGAACUGUAUAUAUUAAUAUAAAAAGAAAUCAACUAAUCAUUCAAAAACUAUAAUGAUGACGUUGAUACAUGUUACCUUGUAUACCUUGUAAUUUUAUUCCACCGCUAUUGAAAUAAACAAUACGACUGAGUAAAAUA
This is a messenger RNA of Athalia rosae (coleseed sawfly), 5434 nucleotides long. RefSeq names its product rab GTPase-activating protein 1-like (gene GAPcenA). The coding region runs from base 639 to 3755 and encodes 1038 amino acids. The record is from RefSeq and is a predicted model, not a curated record. The transcript is spliced from 18 exons. NCBI's taxonomy places the organism in Eukaryota, Metazoa, Arthropoda, Insecta, Hymenoptera, Athaliidae.